AUGGUUUGGAGGAUCACCAUGACAACUCUUUCUCAUGGAUCCCACUCUGUGCUGCCGCGGUGGGACCGUGGUGGGACCGUGACCGUGGUGAGACCGUGGUGGGACCGUGGUGGGACCGUGGUGGGACCGUGGUCAGACCGUAGUGGGAUCGUGGUGGGACCGUGGUGGGACCGCGGUGGGACCGUGGUGAGACCGCGGUGGGACCGUGGUGGGACCGUGGUGGGACCGUGGUACGACCGUGGUGGGACCGUGGUGGGACCGUGGUGGGACCGUGGUCAGACCGUGGUGAGACCGUGGUGGGGACCGUGGUGGGACCGUGGUGGGACCGUGGUGGGACCGUGGUCAGACCGUGGUGGGAUCGUGGUGGGACCGUGGUGGGACCGCGGUGGGACCGUGGUGAGACCGCGGUGGGACCGUGGUGAGACCGCGGUGGGACCGUGGUGGGACCGUGGUCAGACCGUGGUCAGACCGUGGUGGGACCGUAGUGGGACCGUAGUGGGACCGUGGUCAGACCGUGGUCAGACCGUGGUCAGACCGUGGUGGGACCGUGGUGGGACCGUGGUGGGACCGUGGUCAGACCGUGGUGAGACCGUGGUGGGACCGUGGUCAGACCGUGGUGGGACCGUGGUGGGACCGUGGUGGGACCGUGGUCAGACCGUGGUGAGACCGUGGUGGGACGGUGGUGGGACCGUGGUGAGACCGUGGUGGGACCGUGGUGGGACCGUGGUGGGACCGUGGUGGGACCGUGGUGGAACCGUGGUGGGACCACGGUGGGACCGCGGUGGGACCGUGGUCAGACCGUGGUCAGACCGUGGUGAGACCGCGGUGGGAUUGUGGUGGGACCGUGGUGGGACCGUGGUGGGACCGCGGUGGGACCGUGGUGAGACCGUGGUCAGACCGUGGUCAGACCGUGGUGGGACCGUGGUGGGACCGUGGUGGGACCGUGGUCAGACCGUGGUCAGACCGUGGUGGGACCGUGGUGGGACCGUGGUGGGACCGUGGUGGGACCGUGGUCAGACCGUGGUGAGACCGUGGUGGGACCGUGGUCAGACCGUGGUGGGACCGUGGUGGGAUCGUGGUGGGGCCGUGGUCAGACCGUGGUGGGACCGUGGUCAGACCGUGGUGGGAUCGUGGUGGGACCGUGGUGGGACCGUGGUGGGACCGUGGUGGGACCGCGGUGGGACCGUGGUGGGACCGUGGUGGGACCGUGGUGGGACCGUGGUGGGACCGUGGUGGGACCGUGGUCAGACCGUGGUGGGACCGUGGUGGGACCGUGGUCAGACCGUGGUCGGACCGUGGAGAUAA
Molecule: messenger RNA, 1305 nt
Organism: Knipowitschia caucasica
Lineage: Eukaryota; Metazoa; Chordata; Actinopteri; Gobiiformes; Gobiidae
Source: the annotation of a GenBank genome assembly